AUGUGUUCUGACGUCAUGCAUUGGUGUCGAGAUGCCCAAAUCUGCUCAUUUCCUUCAGCCAUUCACGUAAUUGAUGGUCACGUGAUCAAGUUGGCGAUUCUCUCUACUAGAGGUUCUCUAGGCCGACCUGUUAAACGCACAUUUCGUACGAUGACUGUGCCACCGGAUUCCUAUCAGAUCUCAGUGAACAUCAUAAAGGCUAUCAAAGAACACCCUGUACUUUAUUGUACUGAGGUGAAGGGUGAGCCGGUGAAGCUGAAGGAAUUCAAACUGCAAGUGUGGAAAUAUAUCUGUGACGAACUUGGACUGGACUCUACAUGGGUUAAACUAAAAUGGAAGUAUCUAAGUGAUACUUAUUUCCGCAUUUUGAAGUGCAUAACUAAGGCAGACAAAGGUGUGAGAAGAAAAAGAUGGAUCUUUGAGGAUCUCUUAAACUUUCUAAAAUUUCCAUGUGAAACAGAUUACGAGCCACAGUGUGCAGAACUGACCAAGGAAUACGUUGAACUGAUAAAUUCGAAAGAUUUGACUACCAAAGGUUUGCUGGAGCAGUUAGUAGACCGAAGUGAUUCUGAAUUCCUGGAAGUUCUUGAAGAGACAUCAGCCAAUCCAGUUCUUGAAGAGACAUCAGCCAAUCCAGUUUUUGAAGAGACAUCAGUCAAUCCAGUUAUACUACAACCCGUUGAAGAAACAGUAGGAACAGCAGAAACAGCAGAAAUAUUGGGCGACAGUAAUGAACAGACAUUCGCUCAAGAAGUGCUGAUUGUACAAGAGAUUCCUACAGAGGAUGUGAACAAUAUUAAUAAAAAACGGUCAAAGAAUCAAAAGAAUCAACGUACAAAACGAUUGAAAACCAGAAAUACUUCUCUAGUAUCACCUAGCUGUAGAAGAACAAGGUCUUCCACGAAGUUCGAUAAUAUAAAUGUAAGUGAUAUUACAGUGAUUGAGCAACCUAUUCUUGAGAAAAAAACACCUAGCGUACCACGUAGUGUAUCACGUAGCUUACCUAUCCUACCAUCUACCGUACCACCUAACGUACCUCCUAGUGUACCUCCUAGUGUACCUCCUAGAGUACCUCCUAGAGUACUUCCUAGAGUACUAUCUAACAUACCAGUUAACAUCAUAUUACCUGGCAUACCGUUUAUGACUCAUGGCACAAGUCGUGAGAAAAAAUUACCAUCUACAGCGCAAGCGGAUAUCAGGUUGAGUAUCUGCAAACUCGUCACAGAGGCGGAAAUAAAAUAUUGUGGUACAGUACAGAGCACACAACAGUUCUUAACACCGUCCGGCGUGAUACCUAAGCUAAUUUUGAUUCCUUGUAGUAAGUUGGAUAAUCCAAAUGAUAAGAAUUGA
Cyphomyrmex costatus is the source of this 1350-nucleotide messenger RNA. RefSeq lists its product as uncharacterized. The record is from RefSeq and is a predicted model, not a curated record. NCBI's taxonomy places the organism in Eukaryota, Metazoa, Arthropoda, Insecta, Hymenoptera, Formicidae. Bases 1 to 1350 code for a protein of 449 amino acids. The transcript has 5 exons.